AAAACUACUAAGGCAAGACAUCAUGAAGGACUACUGCAUCAGAAAGUAUAACGAUUCUGACUAUAAUAAUGUCCGAGAUAUCUUUGCAAAUGGAAUGAGAGAACAUAUCCCAGCAGCAUACAAAGAAGCCCUGAAACAUCCAAGGAAUGUGCUGAUGUUUACUCUUUUCUUCUGCCUUCUAUUUAUCAUCUCAAAGUCCUUCAUUCUGGUGAUCACAGCUGUCACAUUGUUACUAGUUUUUAUACAGCAGGGUGCCAGCUAUCUUUACACCUCUUAUAUCCAAAUGGUUCUCAUGUCAGAUUUGCUUGAUAUUAGGAAAGUCUAUAUGGACAGUGAGCGCUCCUGCUUUUGGGUGGCAGAGUGUUAUGGCAACAUUAUUGCUACUGCCGCAGCUGCUCCAACAGAAAUAGAAAGUGAGGUGGAACUAAAGCGCUUGUCCGUGAGAAGAGCAUUCCGUGGCCGUGGAAUCGCCAAGGCAUUGUGCAGGACAGUGAUUGGUUUUGCUAAGCAGAAAGGCUACAAAUCAGUUAUACUAGAAGUUAGUUUUCCACAGUAUGAUGCAUGCAAGCUGUACAAUGGACUAGGAUUCGUCAAGGCAGAAGAAUUCAUUUUUCCAACAGCCUUAGGAAAACUAUGUCAACUUAAAGUUAUGAAAUAUAGGUAUAACAUUCCAUCUAAUUCUGGAUGAACAUGGCAGUGGCUCCUAACUUUUGCAUCUUGUUUUUGGAGAAUAAUUCUUUAUCUGGGUGAAAGAUAAUGUGAUACUUCCAACAACAUUGUCCUAAUUAAACUCUGAGGUCUAGAUACUCAAACAGAAAAGGAUCACUUUCAGCUGAGAGUCUUUCCAGAUCAAAAACAAAUCCAAGGGGUAUCAUAAUAUAACUAUUCUCUAUAAAAUAAUUGCUAUUGUAAAGGUACUUUAGUGACAGAGGUCAUGCCUGAAAAAUAUUUAGAAUGCUAAUUGUGAAAGAGCUAUUAAAACCGCAAGGAAAAAUAGAAAAGGCAAACAUCAAUACAAUGAAAAGUAAAUCCUGGAAGUUUACAUUGUUUAUUGUUCUUCAUAGUCUUGUAUUUCAUUUUGUCUGAAUGUACACUAUUACAUCUCAGAACUACAUUUUUCAAAGAAGUAAUUGUUUCAAUUACAUUUUGUCUGAAUGUACACUAUUACAUCUCAGCAGAAUUACUGUAAUUACAUUUUUCAAAGAUGUAAUUGUUUAAUAUUCUGAGGUACAUAUCACUGGCAUUACAAUCUAAAGGUUCUACCACAAAUCUAAUAUGACAGAAGCUUGGCAUCAGUUAAAACGAAACACACAUGGCACAAGUUUCUGUUUAUUAAACCAUUUCCUUUUGCAUAUUCGGAUUAAAACAAGAACUUGGGUUGCUACUGUUUUACUUUCUUCCAUCCUGUGUCAGCACAUGAGAUUAGAAUGUGAUGAAGUCGCAUCAUAUUUACUGAAACACUGAUACUGCGUUCUGAGCAUGCAAGACAAGACCACUGUUGGCUGAUUCAAAAGAUGUAGUUAUAUAGUUUACAUUAUUAUUAAUUCUUUUUAUAUAUGACAUGUCCCGCAUUGCAUGAUGACUCACUUAUUAUUCUCUCUGACAAACCCAGGUCCUAGGUUCAGUUCUCACCUCUACCUACUAUCUAUGACAAGCCUGCCUGUUCUCCUCAUAUUUAUUGGGUUUUCCAUGUACUUCAUUUUGUGAACUGAGACAUGGUUGAAAUGGGAAUUUCUAGAAUAAUUUCAAUUACCUGAUUAAAAAAUAAAAUAUUUUGUUAUUGA
Messenger RNA from Protopterus annectens (West African lungfish), 1784 nucleotides. Its product is annotated as probable N-acetyltransferase camello. Gene Ontology annotation, molecular function: N-acetyltransferase activity. NCBI's taxonomy places the organism in Eukaryota, Metazoa, Chordata, Ceratodontiformes, Protopteridae. The transcript has a single exon. Bases 23 to 688 code for a protein of 221 amino acids. The record is from RefSeq and is a predicted model, not a curated record.